Messenger RNA from Engraulis encrasicolus (European anchovy), 729 nucleotides. Its product is annotated as galactose-1-phosphate uridylyltransferase-like. Gene Ontology annotation, biological process: beta-D-galactose catabolic process via UDP-galactose, Leloir pathway. The record is from RefSeq and is a predicted model, not a curated record. Bases 10 to 309 code for a protein of 99 amino acids. Gene Ontology annotation, molecular function: UDP-glucose:hexose-1-phosphate uridylyltransferase activity; zinc ion binding. Gene Ontology annotation, cellular component: cytoplasm. The transcript has 3 exons. Lineage: Eukaryota; Metazoa; Chordata; Actinopteri; Clupeiformes; Engraulidae.
GCAUCCAUAAUGAAGAGGCUGCUGACCAAAUAUGACAACCUCUUCCAGAUCUCCUUCCCCUACUCCAUGGGCUGGCACGGUGCCCCCACUGGUGCCCACCUGGCUGAGGACAUGUCCCACUGGCAGCUCCAUGCCCACUACUACCCUCCGCUGCUGCGCUCAGCCUCCGUACGCAAGUUCAUGGUCGGUUACGAGAUGCUGGCGCUGGAGCAGAGAGACCUCACACCCGAACAGGCUGCCGAGAGACUGAGGAAUCUUCCGGAAGAGCACUACAAGCUGAAGAAGACAGAGGAGGAGAAGGAGAAGUAGGAGGAGGAGGAGGGUGGAGAGGGGACGCCAUAAAUGCUGUCAGCUUUGUGUAACGGCCAACUAAUCAUCCACCCUGGGUUAACCCUAACCCCUACGCUAUUUCACGAUGAUUUAGAUGAUUAUGGAGUCAUUUGAAAGGGAAAAAGAUCAUUUCACUUUUUUAUGUGGUGUGAUGCAGAAAAUUAUGAUCUCAUUAAAAACAUUACGCAGCUAUAAUGGUUUUGCGGGUGUGCGAUGGAAAUGGAUUUACCUAAAGUUUAUGCAUGAUGGGGACUGAUUAUAUACUAUACUCUCUCAGUACUAUACACAGUGACUACAGAGUAUAAACCGCAGUGACACAGAUGGGUGGUGCAGUGACUUGAAAAGUGGGAAAAAGAAAGCCGCUGUGCUCAAUCCAGCCUUACAUUCCCACCAGGCCUG